Messenger RNA from Anopheles nili, 10987 nucleotides. RefSeq lists its product as uncharacterized. Lineage: Eukaryota; Metazoa; Arthropoda; Insecta; Diptera; Culicidae. The transcript has 14 exons. Gene Ontology annotation, biological process: microtubule anchoring. Gene Ontology annotation, cellular component: cytoskeleton; sperm flagellum; centriole. Bases 1 to 10683 code for a protein of 3560 amino acids. Gene Ontology annotation, molecular function: microtubule binding. The record is from RefSeq and is a predicted model, not a curated record.
AUGGGGUUGAAUAAUCGCGAUAAGCAGGCGAAACUGAAAAGUCAGAGCCUGCUUGACUCCGAGCGUUCCGGCCAGCAGACGGUGACGACGGUUUCGGUGGACCAUGGCACUAUUGCUGUACCGCUGGAAACGCUGGUCGCCAGCUCGACGAGCAACAGCAGCUCCACGUUCCAGCAAUCGUCUUCCACAUCGUCGAAGGUGCACCAGCACACGUCGAAAGGCAAUGUGAGUGAAGUGCGUGAAUUCGGCUCUAAGUCGGACGGUCAGCAGAAGUUCACCACCGUCAGUAGCAUGCGUGAUGCGGCCAGCAAGUCGAAACAGAUCGAUAACAUUAUCGAGGAGAUACAUCACAUCGCGAGUGACACGAUCCGGGUGGGCGAGAUGGGUGGUGGUCCGGGUGGGUCGGCUUCCGGUGCGCUUCAUGGUUCCACCAAGGUGACACAGAAAACGGUGCUAGUGGGCGGCAGAGAAGGAGGUCGAAAGGAAUCCUUCGUUAGUGACAGUGCGGUUCGUUCCACCGUAUCCGGUGUAUCCGGUGACACUAGUCAGGAAGUGAUAACGGCCAUCGGUCCAAGUAAAAUCGAAAUUUCUAAGAUGGCGCUCGACAGCAGCGCGCUCAGUAGUGUUACGAGCAGUAGUAGCAGCAGCAGCAAAGUCGUACAGAGUAGUAGCAGUGCCAUAUCUAAGCAGGAACAGCAUCAACAAUCAUCACAGAGCACGUCUGAACGUAGUGAGAAGCUUGUGUCCGAAACCAGUGCAUCCUCCAGCACCCAGCGAAGCGAGUCACAAUCGAGCAAGAACGUCCAAAUGGCGUCAACGAAGUCGUCCUCCUCGUCGACGGCUCACAGCAAGGCGUCGGAAACAUUCCACACGUCAUCGAAGGGUGGUAGCGAUAUGCAAACGACAAUGCUUUCUACUGGCACUGAACGCCAGAACGGUGUACAUCUGGCCUCUUCCGGACAACAAAACGGUGCGCUAUUCACCGGUGGGCAGUUGUCCUCCACAGGACAUCCCAUGCCCGAUCAUUCCACGUUCGAUCAGAAAUCAUUCCAGUUGGUCGAUGCGAACGGUAAAACGCGCCAGCAUGUGGACACCCAGAGCUACUCGAUGGCUCAGAAUCAGGCACCGACAACGAAGGUCCUGUACGAUGCGGCAGGCAAUCAAAUAACCAGCACGUCCUCAUCGUACCAAGCGGCUCAGGGUUACAGCACUUCGUCGUUUAAAACCACGGGGGGAGUCGAUAUGAAGUCUUCAAAAGACACCAAUAGAACAUCGACAAUGUCCUCGAAAUCACACUCAGAAGUGACCGACAAACAUACUACGAGUGGAUCUUCUUCGUACAAAGCGACCCAAGAUCGUAGUUCUUCGUCGCUCCACAGCACGGAAGAAGUGAAAUCAGCAAAAGAUUCCAAGCUAUCGACUGACACCUCCACAAUGCGAUCCUCAAAUUUGUCCUCUUCCACAACGAAAGACACCGUCAUUGAUUCGACGACGUUGGAAAACUACGCAAAUCAGCUGGAUAGUAGCGCUGGGCAGCAUGCCAGCAAUAUGCUCAUGAAAACGGAAUCUGCACACACGGUGGCCAGCCUAUCUUCGGCACAUGACUCACUAGCCAGCACGAUUCAAAGCACGCAGCUAGUGACGGAAAUGGCCAGUACCGCAGAACAACGGCAGCAACACUCCGAGUCGACGAAAACGCUUGAAUCUUCCUCACAUUACACGCAGAUGGAUGAGGAAAGUCGCUCGAGGCGUAAAACCUCCGAAUUCCGUGAACAGCGGGAGUCAAAUACCGCCAUCAUGAAGCGUAAAAUCUACGAUGAGCAUGGCCGACGGUUGAAUCUGAUCGACGAGAAAAUCGUACCGAAAGACUUCGUAACGAAAGAUCUACAGGACGAUGUCACGACCGUGACGAAAACGUCGUACGAGGCGAAAAUGUUCAACCCGAAGCUCAACCGAUGGGAGCUGGUUGAUCAGAAGACGAUCCUCGAGAAGGACAUUACCACUGACAUACCGGUGGAGAUAGUGAAGGAGCUCGAGGUGGAACGGCCAGAGUUGGCCAACAUCACCACGACGAUCCAGACGGCGCAGGUCUAUGACGCAAAGACCAAACAGUGGAAAACGAUCGAUCACAAGAAGCACAUCGAUGUGUUGGAAAAGAUAACCUUCCUUGAGGAAAACUCCGGUCGCUCGGAGCUGGACGAAUCAGAGCGAACUAAAAACCUAAAGUCAAUGGAUACGGUGGAUCGAGUGACGAUCAGAGAAAUCAGCGACUCAAGCGACGAUAGGCGCACUCAUCUCAGCAAAACUAGCAAACGCAAGGACGAGCAAAAUGUGCAGGAACAAUGCAUCUGCGAAAUUUGUACCUGUGGCCGUCAUAAUUGUUAUAAUUGUGGCACAGGUACAAGCACAAGUCGAACAAAAUCUUCUAAGUACACUACAGUGAGCAAUAGCGAGAAUUUUUAUCAUCAAGAAAAUCUAUCAUCAGAGCUCAACGAACAAUCAACCAGUGUGCGGAGAGGAACCUGGACAAAAGAGGAUGUAGAAGAACAUCUCAAUCGCAGAGAAUCCUAUACCAUUGAACGCAGCAGUACCGAGCAGGAAGUAUCAGGAAGAAGACUCACUUGGACAAAGGAUGACUUUGGAAAGGUUGAUGUAACACAUCUACAAGGAGAUUACGAACGUCCAAAACCAAUCCGUCAUUCGGAUAACCUUAAGCCAGAAGGCGAAUUUUUAAUCCCCGAAAAGACGGCAUUUACACCAGGUGAACGUGCUAAACCUAUUCGUCAUGACGAUAAUCUUCGACCUGAAGGCGACUUCUCUACUCCGGAGAAGCCUCAGUAUCGUCCUGCUGAACGACCGAAGCAGAUAAAACCUGAGGACAAUCUGCGUACUGAAGGAGACUUCCAGGCUCCGGAGCGUCCUGAGUAUCGUCCUGGAGAGCGUCCGAAGCCGGUACGCCAUGACGAUAAUCUUCGACCAGAGGGAGACUUCGAGCGUCCAGAGAAGUCUCCGUUCAGACCUGCUGAACGUCCAAAACAAGUGCGUCCUGAGGAUAACCUUCGUCCUGAAGGAGAUUUCGCUACUCCGGAGAAGCCUCAGUAUCGUCCUGCUGAACGACCGAAACAGAUAAAGCCUGAGGACAAUCUGCGUACUGAAGGAGACUUCCAGGCUCCGGAGCGUCCUGAGUAUCGCCCUGGAGAGCGUCCAAAGCCGAUUCGUCACGACGAUAAUCUUCGGCCAGAGGGAGACUUCGAGCGUCCAGAGAAGUCUCCGUUCAGACCUGCUGAACGUCCAAAACAAAUAAAGCCUGAGGACAAUCUGCGUACUGAAGGAGACUUCCAGGCUCCGGAGCGUCCUGAGUAUCGUCCUGGAGAGCGUCCGAAGCCGGUACGCCAUGAUGAUAAUCUUCGGCCAGAGGGAGACUUCGAGCGUCCAGAGAAGUCUCCGUUCAGACCUGCUGAACGUCCAAAACAAGUGCGUCCUGAGGAUAACCUUCGUCCUGAGGGAGACUUCUCUACUCCGGAGAAGCCUCAGUAUCGUCCUGCUGAACGACCGAAGCAGAUAAAACCUGAGGACAAUCUGCGUACUGAAGGAGACUUCCAGGCUCCGGAGCGUGCUGAGUAUCGUCCUGGAGAGCGUCCGAAGCCGGUACGCCAUGACGAUAAUCUUCGACCAGAGGGAGACUUCGAGCGUCCAGAGAAGUCUCCGUUCAGACCUGCUGAACGUCCAAAACAAGUGCGUCCUGAGGAUAACCUUCGUCCUGAAGGAGAUUUCUCUACUCCGGAGAAGCAACAGUACCGACCCGCUGAGCGACCGAAACAGGUUCGUCCUGAGGACAACCUUCGUCCUGAGGGAGACUUCGAAAAACCAGACAAGCCUCAGUACAGAGCUGCUGAGCGUCCAAAACAAGUACGCCCGCAAGACAACCUCAAACCAGAAGGAGACUUCGAAAGACCUCAGCCUACGGUAGUGGGCAAAGCCGAAAGGGCUCAAAUCGUUCGUCAUGAGGACAACCUCUAUAUGGAAGGAAACUUUGAGAGAACAGAGAAAACGGUAUACAUUUCAGGUGAACGUUCGAAGCCCAUACGUCAUGACGAUAAUCUUCGGCCAGAGGGAGACUUCGAGCGUCCAGAGAAGUCUCCGUUCAGACCUGCUGAACGCCCGAAACAAAUAAAGCCUGAGGACAAUCUGCGUACUGAAGGAGACUUCCAGGCUCCGGAGCGUCCUGAGUAUCGUCCUGGAGAGCGUCCAAAGCCGAUUCGUCAUGACGAUAAUCUACGGCCAGAGGGAGACUUCGAGCGUCCAGAGAAGUCUCCGUUCAGACCUGCUGAACGCCCGAAACAAAUAAAGCCUGAGGACAAUCUGCGUACUGAAGGAGACUUCCAGGCUCCGGAGCGUCCUGAGUACCGUCCUGGAGAGCGUCCAAAGCCGAUUCGUCACGACGAUAAUCUUCGGCCAGAGGGAGAUUUUGAGCGACCAGAGAAGUCUCCUUUCAGACCUGCUGAACGUCCGAAACAAGUGCGUCCUGAGGAUAAUCUUCGUCCUGAGGGAGAUUUCUCUACUCCGGAGAAGCAACAGUACCGACCCGCUGAGCGACCGAAACAGGUUCGUCCUGAAGACAACCUUCGUCCUGAGGGAGACUUCGAAAAACCAGAGAAGCCUCAGUACAGAGCUGCUGAGCGUCCAAAACAAGUACGCCCGCAAGACAACCUCAAACCAGAAGGAGACUUCGAAAGACCUCAGCCUACGGUAGUGGGCAAAGCCGAAAGGGCUCAAAUCGUUCGUCAUGAGGACAACCUCUAUAUGGAAGGAAACUUUGAGAGAACAGAGAAAACGGUAUACAUUUCAGGUGAACGUUCGAAGCCCAUACGUCAUGACGAUAAUCUUCGGCCAGAGGGAGACUUCGAGCGUCCAGAGAAGUCUCCGUUCAGACCUGCUGAACGCCCGAAACAAAUAAAGCCUGAGGACAAUCUGCGUACUGAAGGAGACUUCCAGGCUCCGGAUCGUCCUGAGUACCGUCCUGGAGAGCGUCCAAAGCCGAUUCGUCACGACGAUAAUCUUCGGCCAGAGGGAGAUUUUGAGCGACCAGAGAAGUCUCCUUUCAGACCUGCUGAACGUCCGAAACAAGUGCGUCCUGAGGAUAAUCUUCGUCCUGAGGGAGAUUUCUCUACUCCGGAGAAGCAACAGUACCGACCCGCUGAGCGACCGAAACAGGUUCGUCCUGAAGACAACCUUCGUCCUGAGGGAGACUUCGAAAAACCAGAGAAGCCUCAGUACAGAGCUGCUGAGCGUCCAAAACAAGUACGCCCGCAAGACAACCUCAAACCAGAAGGAGACUUCGAAAGACCUCAGCCUACGGUAGUGGGCAAAGCCGAAAGGGCUCAAAUCGUUCGUCAUGAGGACAACCUCUAUAUGGAAGGAAACUUUGAGAGAACAGAGAAAACGGUAUACAUUUCAGGUGAACGUUCGAAGCCCAUACGUCAUGACGAUAAUCUUCGGCCAGAGGGAGACUUCGAGCGUCCAGAGAAGUCUCCGUUCAGACCUGCUGAACGCCCGAAACAAAUAAAGCCUGAGGACAAUCUGCGCACUGAAGGAGACUUCCAGGCUCCGGAGCGUCCUGAGUAUCGUCCUGGAGAGCGUCCAAAGCCGAUUCGUCAUGACGAUAAUCUACGGCCAGAGGGAGACUUCGAGCGUCCAGAGAAGUCUCCGUUCAGACCUGCUGAACGCCCGAAACAAGUGCGUCCUGAGGAUAACCUUCGUCCUGAGGGAGAUUUCUCUACUCCGGAGAAGCCUCAGUAUCGUCCUGCUGAACGACCGAAACAGAUAAAGCCUGAGGACAAUCUGCGUACUGAAGGAAACUUCCAAGCUCCGGAGCGUCCUGAGUAUCGCCCUGGAGAGCGUCCAAAGCCGAUUCGUCAUGACGAUAAUCUACGGCCAGAGGGAGACUUCGAACGUCCAGAGAAGUCUCCGUUCAGACCUGCUGAACGCCCGAAACAAGUGCGUCCUGAGGAUAACCUUCGUCCUGAGGGAGAUUUCGCUACUCCGGAGAAGCUUCAGUAUCGUCCUGCUGAACGACCGAAACAGGUUCGUCCUGAGGACAACCUUCGUCCUGAGGGAGACUUCGAAAAACCAGACAAGCCUCAGUACAGAGCUGCUGAGCGUCCAAAACAAGUACGCCCGCAAGACAACCUCAAACCAGAAGGAGACUUCGAAAGACCUCAGCCUACGGUAGUGGGCAAAGCCGAAAGGGCUCAAAUCGUUCGUCAUGAGGACAACCUCUAUAUGGAAGGAAACUUUGAGAGAACAGAGAAAACGGUAUACAUUUCAGGUGAACGUUCGAAGCCCAUACGUCAUGACGAUAAUCUUCGGCCAGAGGGAGACUUCGAGCGUCCAGAGAAGUCUCCGUUCAGACCUGCUGAACGCCCGAAACAAAUAAAGCCUGAGGACAAUCUGCGUACUGAAGGAAACUUCCAAGCUCCAGAGCGUCUUGAGUAUCGCCCUGGAGAGCGUCCAAAGCCGAUUCGUCACGACGAUAAUCUACGGCCAGAGGGAGACUUCGAACGUCCAGAGAAGUCUCCGUUCAGACCUGCUGAACGCCCGAAACAAGUGCGUCCUGAGGAUAACCUUCGUCCUGAGGGAGAUUUCUCUACUCCGGAGAAGCUUCAGUAUCGUCCUGCUGAACGACCGAAACAGGUUCGUCCUGAGGACAAUCUUCGUCCUGAAGGAGACUUCGAGAAACCAGAGAAGCCUCAGUACAGAGCUGCUGAGCGUCCAAAACAAGUACGCCCGCAAGACAACCUCAAACCAGAAGGAGACUUCGAAAGACCUCAGCCUACGGUAGUGGGCAAAGCCGAAAGGGCUCAAAUCGUUCGUCAUGAGGACAACCUCUAUAUGGAAGGAAACUUUGAGAGAACAGAGAAAACGGUAUACAUUUCAGGUGAACGUUCGAAGCCCAUACGUCAUGACGAUAAUCUUCGGCCAGAGGGAGACUUCGAGCGUCCAGAGAAGUCUCCGUUCAGACCUGCUGAACGCCCGAAACAAAUAAAGCCUGAGGACAAUCUGCGCACUGAAGGAGACUUUCAGGCUCCGGAGCGUCCUGAGUAUCGUCCUGGAGAGCGUCCAAAGCCGAUUCGUCAUGACGAUAAUCUACGGCCAGAGGGAGACUUCGAGCGUCCAGAGAAGUCUCCGUUCAGACCUGCUGAACGCCCGAAACAAGUGCGCCCUGAGGAUAACCUUCGUCCUGAGGGAGAUUUCGCUACUCCGGAGAAGCCUCAGUAUCGUCCUGCUGAACGACCGAAACAGAUAAAGCCUGAGGACAAUCUGCGUACUGAAGGAGACUUCCAGGCUCCGGAGCGUCCUGAGUAUCGUCCUGGAGAGCGUCCGAAGCCGGUACGCCAUGACGAUAAUCUUCGGCCAGAGGGAGACUUCGAGCGUCCAGAGAAGUCUCCGUUCAGACCUGCUGAACGCCCGAAACAAAUAAAGCCUGAGGACAAUCUGCGUACUGAAGGAGACUUCCAGGCUCCGGAGCGUCCUGAGUAUCGUCCUGGAGAGCGUCCGAAGCCGGUACGCCAUGACGAUAAUCUUCGACCAGAGGGAGACUUCGAGCGUCCAGAGAAGUCUCCGUUCAGACCUGCUGAACGCCCCAAACAAGUGCGUCCUGAGGAUAAUCUUAAGACGGAAGGAAAUUUCAUGUCCCCGGAAAAGCCACAAUUUAGACCCGCUGAGCGUCCGAAGCAAGUCAAACCGCAAGAUAAUUUGAAGCCGGAAGGAGAUUUCGAUCGUCCAAAGCCGUCUGUCGUAGGUAAAGCUGAACGCGCUCAAAUUGUCAAGCAUGAAGAUAAUUUACGUGUAGAAGGCACGUUUGAAAAAGUCCAGAAAUCUGUGUUUAUUGCUGGAGAACGUCCCAAACCUAUCAAGCCGGAUGAUAAUUUACGCCCAGAGGGUACUUUUAUGACCCCAGAAAAACAGCAAUACCGACCUGCUGAAAGGCCAAAACAAGUCAAGCCGCAAGAUAAUCUGCGUCCAGAGGGAGAAUUUGAGCGACCACAGAAGUCUCCAGUCGGACCGGGAGAACGCCCGAAACCAAUAAAACAUGAUGAUAAUCUUCGACCAGAAGGAACAUUUGAGAGACCAGAGAAGUCCACCUUCAAACCGGCUGAGCGACCCAAACAAAUACGUCCCGAGGACAACCUGCGCACCGAAGGAGACUUUGAAAAGCCCGAAAAGCCGCAUUUCCAACCGGCUGAGCGUCCGAAACAGGUAAAACCGCAGGAUAACCUGCACAUUGAGGGCAACUAUAAUUCUUUCAAGGAGUACAACGAAAUGAAACAGCACAAGGAAGCGGUAAUAAAAGAAGUGCACGAGCCUGGUAUUGCCGAUGGAACCGUGCUGGUGACCACACAAACUGUCACCACCAUUCUGAAGGGUGAUAAGAAGCAACCGACCGGUAGAAAAGUAACCACUAGCGAAAUGCACGACCACGCGACUCGCUCGGAGUCGGAACUAAUCACGCACAGCCACAGCCAGACCCAGAAGCUGAACCAACAACAGCACCAUGCCAGUGAGCAGGUCUCUAGCUCUACUGCCGUCAAUCGAACGCAGCGCACUGAAGCUAGCACCAACGAACGCGAUCAUUCCACUUCGCAACGAUCCACCAUGAAACACUCGCAAUCGAUUCAAGACGUUUCAGGACGAAAUGUUACCGAAUCGAUCACGAACAGAAACCAACAGCACACAAUGGUCAAUGGAAAAACGGUGGUAGGUGGUUUGUUCGAGCAGCAAAGCCACGGUCAAACCAUUAAAACGUCGUCCUCCAGCUCGAAGAUCCACCAGACGAGUUCCUCAAUGCAGCAACAUUCCUCGCACAGCAGCAGUACCCAUCAUCAGCAGCAGCAACAGCACGGAGUAAUUCAUCACUCUCAUACGAACGGUAAGCUUACGUCGAUCGUCGAUGGACCAUCGAUGGACGGGGAUGUUCAACGUCACUCGCGUGAGCAGGUCACAGCCUCGCAGACUUCUUCUACCAGCAGCAAGGUCGUCAUCGAUGGCAAGGUUGUGACGGACAAGUCGGCCUCGAGCAAGGAAGCUACUGAAAAACUAGCUGUCGACGGAGUUCUCGUGUCCGAUAAGAGCUCCGUCGAGAGGCUCAAGUCUGGUUUUGAUGGCAUGGAAAGCAUUUCUAGUGCUCAAACAUCAGCGGAACAGACCGGUCAUGGUUCUGUGAGCAGCAGCGUACAUGGCAAGACCAUGAGCUCCAUCGGAAGUCAUUCAACGGCUAAGUCGCAGAAUCAAACGCGCUCAUCACACAGCGUCAUCCACGGGGAAUCCGUAAACGGUCAUUCCGGACAACGCAACGGGACAGUGGCAUCUACUGGCCAGGUAACGGAGACGCAAGUGAAGAAGCUGAUCGGUGGCAAAUGGGUUACGAAAACAAUCACUACGGAGAGCAAAUCAUCCGCAUCCAAUGACCACCGACAAGCAGUGGAUCAAACUGGAGCAACACAACGCCUCCGGGAUGGUGUGACUUCCAAGACGGUGGCAUCCGAUCAGCGUCAGCAGCACCAUGGCAAGACAUCGGUUUCGGAAAUGCAUUCACACACCAGCUCCUCAAGCUCUUCGAUCAUGAAGUCACAAUCGAGCAGUACAGUCGUGAGCGAUAACGUGGUACAACGGGGAAUUCGGUCGACAAACGAAGCAACGGUGUCUGCCGGAUCACCCUCAGGACGUGCCGGAGCACGUGGAAGCUCGAGCAUUGUCCUUGGUGAAUCAACGGUCGACAGUGGCUCCUCUAAACGCCAGCAAUCGAGCACCACUACCAGGUUGAUUGGAGGUAAGCUCGUUCACGUGGCCGCAUCGAACGAAGGAAGUAACAAUAUUUCCACAACGACUGGCAAAUCGUCGAACGCGCACUCCUCCACGAUGGAACAAUCAUCAUCCCAAACGGCUUCGUCGACCUCGACGUCAAACGUGGCGAAGUCGAGCAGAACUGAAUCGAGCAGUAGCCACGUGGCCACAGCAAACAGCUCGAAUCACGGCCAGCAAUCGUCAUCGCAGCAGUACAACCGCAAGAACACGUUCGCGUCGUCCGAAAACGUGAACAACUCCAUCCUCUGCCGGCCAGCACAGACAUCUUCGUCGGUUUCGACUUCACAAACGACCGCAAACGGCACCGGAGGUAUGAGUGUUUCCGGUUCGAUUCAGCGCAAGAGCAUUUCCAACCUGAACGACAGCUCGAUGUACUCGACUACGAACCGUACCAGCUACAGCUCGCUGCACAGACGCGCGAAGGAAACGCCCGAAGCAAAAAUGCAGGAUUACGUCAGGACACUCGAAACCGGUACCAUCACUGGGCGAACCGUGCGCGGACAGCCUUGUCCUCCGCCAACCCUCGUCGGGACAGGACUUUCCAGUGGUGGAGCAAUGUCGACUACCACUAGCAGUUCGACAGCCAUGAACCAGAAGUCGCUCCGGGACUACCACUCGGCUAUGAACGUGACACGCAGCUCGACCAAGGCGAACGCUUCAAGCAUCUCGUUUGGGGAUGACAAGUUCCACGGUAACAGCUCGUACAAGGUGCAGUACAUCCAGCAGCACGAGGGCCGUUGUCCGGCGGCCGUUCACGACAAUCUGAAGGUGUCAAAGGUGACCAACCAGCACACGUACUACGUGCGGGAGAAGAAAUAAGCAUCGGAGAAGAAAGCAGCAGCCCAUUUGAUUGCGCUCAUCUUUGGACCGGUGAUUCAACCAGCAAUUUUGCAGGCGAAAAGGACGGGUGCUGCUGUGCCGACUGCAUUAUUAUUCUAGUAUCUAAGUGUAUUUUAUCAACGACUCAUACGACAACGAAUUACCCCGUAUACAGGCGUAUGAAACAAAAGACUAAUCACCUUGCGCGUACGUAGCGCAUCAUAAUCCACAUUAUUCUACCCAACAUACUGCGUGCCUUGGCAACGACAUGAUAGCUUAUGCUUUUUUAUUAAAUAAAAUUGUU